AGGCGCACAGGUACCAUUUUGACCGUAAACAUCCUGCCGAUUUGAACCGAGGGUUUGGGCGGCAGGAAGAGCCGCGGCGUAACGGCAGCCAUCUUGUUUGUUUGAGUGAAUCGGAAAGGAGGCGGCGGCUGUGGCGGCGGCGGGAGCUGCUCCGAAGCUACACCACACAAGGGCUCCCCCCUCUCCCCGCCCCCUCCCCUAACCCUUUUCCCCUCCCCGGGCCAACCAGCCCGGUCCUACUCCUGGCGGAGAGCUAGGUUUCCUCCUGUUUUAUAGACAACCGCAACAAUGUUCUACGCACAUUUUGUUCUCAGUAAAAGAGGGCCUCUGGCCAAAAUUUGGCUAGCGGCCCACUGGGAUAAGAAGCUGACCAAAGCCCAUGUGUUCGAGUGUAAUUUAGAGAGCAGUGUGGAGAGUAUCAUCUCACCCAAGGUGAAGAUGGCACUUCGAACAUCAGGACAUCUCUUACUGGGAGUAGUUCGAAUCUAUCACAGGAAAGCCAAAUAUCUCCUUGCAGACUGUAACGAGGCAUUUAUUAAAAUAAAGAUGGCUUUCCGUCCAGGUGUUGUUGACCUGCCUGAGGAAAACCGGGAAGCAGCUUAUAAUGCCAUUACCUUACCAGAAGAGUUUCAUGAUUUCGAUCAGCCACUUCCUGACUUGGAUGACAUUGAUGUGGCCCAGCAAUUCAGCCUGAACCAGAGCAGAGUGGAAGAGAUAACCAUGAGAGAAGAAGUUGGAAACAUCAGUAUUCUACAAGAAAAUGAUUUUGGUGACUUUGGGAUGGAUGACCGUGAGAUAAUGAGAGAAGGCAGCGCUUUUGAGGAUGACGACAUGUUAGUGAGCACUAGUACUUCUAAUCUCUUACUGGAACCUGAGCAGAGCACCAGCAAUCUGAAUGCAAAAAUGAACCAUUUAGAAUAUGAAGAUCAAUAUAAGGAUGACAAUUUUGGAGAAGGAAAUGAUGGUGGUAUAUUAGAUGACAAACUUAUUAGUAAUAAUGAUGGUGGUAUCUUUGACGAUCCUCCUGCUCUCUCUGAGACAGGGGUGAUGUUGCCAGAACAGCCUACACAUGAUGAUAUGGAUGAGGAUGAUAACGUAUCAAUGGGAGGGCCUGAUAGUCCUGAUUCAGUGGAUCCUGUUGAACCAAUGCCAACUAUGACUGAUCAGACAACACUUGUUCCAAACGAGGAGGAAGCCUUUGCUUUGGAGCCUAUUGAUAUCACUGUUAAAGAAACAAAAGCCAAGAGGAAGAGGAAACUGAUUGUUGAUAGUGUCAAAGAGUUGGAUAGCAAGACCAUUAGAGCACAACUUAGUGAUUAUUCUGAUAUUGUUACUACUUUGGAUCUGGCACCACCCACAAAGAAAUUGAUGAUGUGGAAAGAGACAGGAGGUGUGGAAAAACUUUUCUCUUUACCUGCUCAGCCUUUAUGGAAUAAUAGACUACUGAAGCUCUUUACACGCUGUCUUACACCACUUGUACCAGAAGACCUUAGAAAAAGGAGGAAAGGAGGAGAGGCUGAUAAUUUGGAUGAAUUCCUCAAAGAGUUUGAAAAUCCAGAGGUUCCCAGAGAGGACCAGCAGCAGCAGCAGCAGCAGCAGCAGCAGCAGCAGCAGCGUGAUGUUAUUGAUGAGCCCAUUUUGGAAGAGCCAAGCCACCUCCAGGAGUCAGUAAUGGAAGCCAGCAGAACAAACUUGGACGAAUCAGCCAUGCCUCCACCACCACCUCAGGGAGUUAAGCGAAAGGCCGGACAAGUUGACCCAGAGCCUACGAUGCCUCCUCAGCAAGCAGAGCACAUGGAAAUACCUCCUGUAGAGCUUCCCCCAGAAGAGCCGCCAAGUCUUUGUCAGCUAAUACCAGAGCUAGAACUGCUGCCCGAGAAAGAGAAGGAGAAAGAGAAGGAGAAAGAAGAAGAGGAGGAGGAGGAGGAUGAAGAUGCUUCAGGGGGUGAUCAGGAUCAAGAAGAAAGAAGAUGGAACAAAAGAACUCAGCAGAUGCUUCAUGGUCUUCAGCGGGCACUUGCUAAAACUGGAGCAGAAUCUAUCAGUUUGCUUGAGUUAUGUCGAAACACGAACAGAAAGCAAGCUGCAGCAAAGUUCUACAGCUUCUUGGUUCUUAAAAAGCAGCAAGCUAUUGAGCUGACCCAGGAAGAACCAUACAGUGACAUCAUCGCCACCCCUGGACCAAGAUUUCAUAUCAUAUGAGCAUCUGGAAGUAGUAUAGCUAGUGUUCGUGUCACUAGUGUGUACAAAUUGCCCCAAUGUGUAGGGCACACAAAAUCCUUAAAGAAAUGUUAGAUUUUGUCUGUACAAAGUCUCUGCCUUUUCCUUUCUACAUUUUUCCGCCCGUAUUUUAAAGUUAUUAAUGUCAUCCUUAAGGAAACUGCUUUUAUGGAUUGUGUUUGUGUUCUGAUGGAGAAAUCAAGCAUCUCAAGGACCCUAAAGAUAAUGAUCACAGUUCAGAACAGAUGUGUGCAAUAUUGUUGGCAUGUAAUAAUGUUGAGUAGCAGUCAAAAGUCAUGAUUUUUAAUCUAGUUCUACAUUACUGCAUUAAAAAGGUAAACUUGUCUGGGGGAAUGCCUGACAAUUUUUACUGUGGUACAAGUCUUGAUACAAGAAAUUGUCUUUUCCCAUCAGAAACAUGGACAAUCUUUCGUUGUUAACGACUGUACCUAGUGAUGGGUACCUGCAAGGCCAUCCUCUUGAGAUAUGUUUUAAAGUAUAAUUCCAUAAUGAGCAAGGAUAAGAAAUUAUGGUGUAACUGGUUCCCUUCCGCUAGAAGAGGAUAGGAAUUGCUGAAAGUGUUCUCUUUUGUAUAUCAUCCGGUUUGAAUCCUCGUGAUGACCCUUGCUAUCCUGAAAUCUGUUGUUUUAAUGAGACUCCAAAAUGAAUAGAAAGACUGUUUUCUGUUUAAUAGUAGACUGACUAUUAAAAACUUUUUAUAACUUUCCAGGACCUAUAAAUCAAAGUUUUCAAAAGAGGUUUCGAUAUAUUUGAAUAUGCAGAUCAUGAAAAUAAAAAUUAUGCCAUGCCUAUUAAAGGUACAGAUUGAUGGGAAAUUAUACACCUGGUGGACUUAGGCUUUUGCAGACAGUGCUGUAAAAAUGAAUGGCUUAUCUGAUAUUUAUUGUAAGUUUUAGUUCAAUUCUCUUUUCCAAUGCUGUACACUCCUGUGUUUGGGACUUUAUUUUAAUAACUUUGCAACAGAAAUCCUAUUAUCUGGUUUCCUGUCAUUUAAGUGAAGAAACAUGUCCACAUUAAGAUUUUAUUAGCCUACCAGAUAGCAUCAGAAAUUAUGUGAUUAUUUGAUUAUCAAAACGUGUCUUAACUUUCUAGGGCAAAAUUUACUCACACUGAAAGUUCUAGCAUAAGUGUUGGCACUUUUAGGGGGGCGGGGGGGAAUCACUUGAAACUCAGACCUUGAGUGUGCUUGAAACUCAGACCUGAGUGUGUACCCAAUUAUGUAAAAUUAUGUGAAAUGUUUUAAAUUUGUGAGUUCGUAAUUACUGUUUUAAUGAUUCAGUUUCUUAAGAAUGGUAAUUGUAUAAAAUUGAUAUUGCAGCUUUAUUUUCAAUAUGAUGUGCCUGUAAACCACGGAUUUUCCCCUUUGUAAAAAGACAUUGUAGAUAAUUAAAUGUUUGAUUAUAGAAAGGUCAUUAGUUUCUUGUUACACAUGUUGGUAGUCUGGUUUUUAUUGUUUAUCGGGUUUAAUAAUGUUCUUGAAAAUAGUUGAUGCUAUGUUAUGUAUAACUUUUCUAAUAAAAGUUGUGUUAUAAGCUGUAA
Molecule: messenger RNA, 3780 nt
Organism: Chrysochloris asiatica (Cape golden mole)
Lineage: Eukaryota; Metazoa; Chordata; Mammalia; Afrosoricida; Chrysochloridae
Gene: RAD21
Product: RAD21 homolog (S. pombe)
Exons: 14
Coding region: 289-2202 (637 amino acids)
Biological process (GO): synaptonemal complex assembly; replication-born double-strand break repair via sister chromatid exchange; mitotic sister chromatid cohesion
Cellular component (GO): synaptonemal complex; cohesin complex
Molecular function (GO): chromatin binding; protein binding
Source: RefSeq, a predicted model, not a curated record